CCCCACACUCACACCCAUACACACUCACACCGCCCCACCACACACGCAAUCCCGGAGGUCCAAAAGGCUCAGCCCCUCGGACCAGAAAGCCUUCCCAGGUACUUUUUCUCUUGGGGUCCUGGAGCACUGCUGGCCCAGGGCUGCUCCUGGGAUAGGAGUCUCCACCUUCCUGCCGCCCUCUCCUGCACCAUGAAGACCCUGAAGAAGCAGUGUCUGGACGUAGUGGGUGCCUACCAAUUCGUGCUCACUUUCCUUUUCAUGGGCCUUUCUUCAUUCCUUCUUGUCUUCUCCCUCCUCUUCACGUCCCUCUGGUCAUUCUCUGUUCUCUACUUGGCAUGGCUCGUCCUAGACUGGAACACACCCAACCAAGGUGGAAGGCGGUCUAAGUGGAUAAGGAACUGGACCAUUUGGAAACACCUAAGGGAUUAUUAUCCCAUCAAGCUGGUGAAAACAGUAGAGCUGCCCCCUGACCAGAACUAUGUGUUUGGCUCUCAUCCACAUGGGAUCAUGUGCAUCGGAACCGCCUGCAAUUUCUCAACCGAGAGCACUGGCUUCUCCCAGAAGUUCCCUGGGCUUCGGGCCUCACUAGUUGGGCUGGACGGACUCUUCCACAUUCCAAUCUAUCGAGACUACCUCAUGGCCACUGGAGCAUGUUCUGUGAGCCGCCAGAGCCUGGACUUUAUUCUGUCACAGCCCCGGCGUGGGCAGGCCGUGGUCAUCCUGGUUGGGGGUGCCCAAGAAUCCAUGUAUGCACUCCCAGGGGUGCAUCACGUUGUUCUCCAGAAUCGCAAAGGCUUUGUACGCCUGGCGCUGAGGCAUGGGGCCUCCUUGGUACCUGUGUACUCCUUUGGGGAGAAUGAUGUCUUCAGACUUAAAGUUUUUGCCACAGACUCUUGGCAGUAUCUGUGCCAGUCCAUCAUCAAGAAGUACCUGGGCUUUGCUCCUUGCAUCUUCUGGGGCCGCAGUCUCUUCUCAGCCAACUCCUGGGGCCUGCUGCCUUUCCCUGUGCCCAUCACUACUGUGGUGGGCCGCCCCAUCCCAGUGCCCCAGAGCCUCAACCCCACUGACGAGGAAGUUGACCACUACCACACGCUCUACAUGAAGGCUCUGGAGCAACUGUUUGAGGAGCACAAAGAAAGCUGUGGUGUCCCUGCUUCUACUCACCUCACCAUCACAUAGCCCUGGCCUUGCCCUGCCCCCCAGCUCCUGAGCUCCUAAUCCCAGUGCACUGAAACCCCCCACCUCACCACCACCACCACCACCUACUGCUGGGUCUAGUCCUCCAAUAAAAGCUAGUUCUCACCCAGCUGGUGUGCUCAGUGGUCGACCUAUAUGAACCAGGAGGUCACAGUUCGAUUGCUGGUCAGGGCACA
Molecule: messenger RNA, 1373 nt
Organism: Myotis davidii
Lineage: Eukaryota; Metazoa; Chordata; Mammalia; Chiroptera; Vespertilionidae
Gene: MOGAT3
Product: monoacylglycerol O-acyltransferase 3
Exons: 7
Coding region: 190-1179 (329 amino acids)
Biological process (GO): triglyceride biosynthetic process
Cellular component (GO): endoplasmic reticulum membrane
Molecular function (GO): diacylglycerol O-acyltransferase activity
Source: RefSeq, a predicted model, not a curated record